This is a messenger RNA of Symbiodinium pilosum, 1626 nucleotides long. The record is from the annotation of a GenBank genome assembly. NCBI's taxonomy places the organism in Eukaryota, Dinophyceae, Suessiales, Symbiodiniaceae.
AUGCCACGGAACCAGACCUUCUGCCCCAUCAGUGACGAAAAUCUUGCAGAAGUUCUUUGCGCUGUGGACGAAGACUGCGUUUGCGCGAACUCUUCGCACAUCCGAGAGCUUGCAAACGUAACCGUGGAUGGCUUGGCCUGCUAUGCAUGCGAGCCGCGCAGGCCACCCGCUUGCACGGAGGCUAACGACCAAUGCACGCCUGAGGCGUGUGAAUGCGGGAAUCCUUUGACCCAUGUAAAAAGGGAUGCCACCACUGUAGAUGGCAGUCCAUGCCACUACUGCGAGCCAAUUGGCGGAAUGGGCAGUAUUGGGCGGCCUGAGUUCUUCAUUGUGGUGAUGCUGCUGGCUUUGGUGGUCAUGUGGCAACUUUUGGGAAGGAAGCCCGUCCCGGGAAAAAGCAGUUUGCGGCUCUCGCGACGGCAGGGUGAUCGGAACCGAGCCAUAAAAGUACAGCAAGAGCCGCUGCGAUUCUAUGAAGAGGUGUUGUUCAUGAUCGGAGACUUCUUCGACUUCCUAGUGGAUGGUGCCUGGGAGAUCCUGGCCAUGGCCUGGAACCUUCUUCAGCGCAUCGCAGCCUGCCUCAGCAGCGCCUCUCCCAUGAAGACUGUGAACGCCGUCAGAGCGUUUAUCCGUCCAGUAAAGGACGACUUGGACUGGGAGCAUACAGAAACAGAGGCCAAGCGCCUGCGGAGAAGAUCAGAGGCGACUGCAGACGCUGCAGGUCCUGUACAGAGAGCAUCCGCUCAGAAGGCGCAAGCACGGCCUGACGCCAAGGCUCCCGAACGAAAGCCACCGAGCAUCUCGAAAGCCCUAGAAACUUCUCAAGAAGUGAAGGCGCAGGCCAAGAAGCCAGAGAAGCCCGAGAAGCCGGAGAAGCUCGAGAAGGCCACAGAAAAGGAAGCCAAAGCCAGGAGGAAACAGGCUGAGACUCGGGAUGCUCGGACUCCUUGCCCUGUCCAAAAGGUUGCUGCGCCAGCUGCGCCUGCUGCGGCUCCUCCAAGAGAAGCCAAGGCGAAGGACGGAGCGAGAAGACCGGGUUCCAGACAAGCCUCGAAGCUUUCCCCGUUGGACGCGAAGGACUCUAAGGAGGUGCCUCAGGUGCCCAAGGAGAAGGACCAAGGCAAACAAGCAGAACACAAAGUUGACUGUCAGGAGGUGGCGGCGGAGAAAUGCACGUCAAGUGCACGAACCGGAGUGCAGUCCGAUCUUCCAAGAGAUGUGCAUGAACUGCCUUCCCCGUCUCCUUUGUAUAAGGCAGCGAUUGCCGUCAUAAAGGCAAGCGCUGUAGCAGCUGCCGUAGAGAUUGAAGCCAAGUGCUUCGUACAGUCGACAGCGCUGGAGGAAUCUGAAGGUUCUACCGAGGGUGGCAAUGCUCCAAACGAGGACGAAAUCGCCCAAUCGGAGAGCGAGGACUGCGACAACCGCGGGUCCUUGAGGCCGAACACUGCAGCUGCGGCUGCUGCUAUCCUGGCCGCCGCUACAGAUAAGCGAGCGGCUGCUCUUGAGUUACUAGACGCAGCUGCGAUGCCGACCAUCGAAGUGCGGACGUUCUUAUCCGAGCUGGACAUUGAGGCUCCCGUUAUGAGAAGAACAGUGAGUGACAGCGACCUUGCCCUCUACUGCUGA